This is a messenger RNA of Aspergillus campestris IBT 28561, 2634 nucleotides long. Its product is annotated as MFS general substrate transporter. Gene Ontology annotation, cellular component: cytoplasm; Golgi apparatus. Gene Ontology annotation, biological process: vacuolar protein processing; regulation of vacuole fusion, non-autophagic; transmembrane transport. Bases 1 to 2634 code for a protein of 877 amino acids. The transcript is spliced from 10 exons. Gene Ontology annotation, molecular function: transmembrane transporter activity; protein serine/threonine kinase activity; ATP binding. The record is from RefSeq and is a predicted model, not a curated record. Lineage: Eukaryota; Fungi; Ascomycota; Eurotiomycetes; Eurotiales; Aspergillaceae.
AUGGCGCAGUAUUUCUUCGAUCUGCUAUAUAAUUUUACGGAUUGCAUGUGCUGCUUUCCCAGCACGCCGCAACUGAAGAUCAACAAUCGCAGCUUUAAAAUGCUGCGACUCCUGGACAAAUCCACCUCCGAACUCUUUGCGCUGAAGAAGAUCCGUUGUCCGUUCGGUCAGGAGUCCGUCUCGCAGGCACUGAAGGAAGUGGAGGCAUACAAUCUCUUCACGAACCAAUCCAACAUCAUCCAUUCGAUCGAUCACAGCGUUGCGACCGAACCGGGGUCCAAGUUUCGCGCCGACGGGGGCGAUGCCGGCUCCAAGACCGUCUACAUUCUCCUGCCGUAUUACCAACGGGGGAACCUCCAAGAUGCGAUCAACGCCAAUCUGGUCAACCACACCCGCUUCCCCGAGAAGCGUCUGAUGGUGCUGAUUCUAGGAGUCGCCCAGGCCCUCCGCGCCAUGCACCAGUACCGGGUCAAGAGCGGUUCCGGAACCACGCGCAAGGCCAAGGCCGUUCGGCGGGAGGGCGCAGAGGCCGACGCGGAGAGGACAAUGACCAUGAAACCCCAGCGACGGGCCAGCCAAAAGGUUGCGGACGACGAGGACGACGAGGAAAACGAGCCGUUGAUGGAUGACGAGGUCACCCAGAGUCAGCAAGGGAUUGCGGAUGGCCAGCUUCGCCCCUAUUCCCACCGAGACAUCAAGCCUGGCAACGUAAUGAUUGAUGAUGACGGUCGGAGCCCCAUCCUCAUGGACCUGGGGUCCCUGGCGCCUAGCCCCAUUGCCAUCACGUCGCGCUCGUUGGCCAUCGCCGUCCAGGAUACCGCAGCCGAGCAUAGUACCAUGCCGUAUCGCGCCCCCGAACUGUUCGAUGUCCAGACGGGCUCGGUCAUCGACACCAAGGUCGAUAUCUGGUCGCUGGGAUGUACGCUCUACGCCUGCCUAGUAGGCAAGAGUCCCUUUGAAGCGCGAAGCGAGGAGACCGGCGGGAGUCUGAGUAUGUGUAUCAUGGGUGGCGAUUGGCGAUUCCCCGACGAAAAGUCGGGCGCAAACAAGGGCAAGUCCAAGACGGGAGGCGGAGACGCCCAGCAGGCCGAUCCCGCGACCAUCAGCGAGCCCGUCAAAGAUGUUGUCCGGAAGUGCUUGCAGGUGGAGCCUGCCGACCGACCAGACAUUGAUGAACUGAUCCAGCUCAUCGAAGACGCCAUCAAGGAUCUUCCGGACGACGAUGGGAUCUCGGGCAGCUCCCAUAAUGCCAUUCCUGGUACGUUCACUUUAAUCGACUCGGACCAUGUAGUGGCUCGUCGGCAUCUAGACGGGGGGAAUUCGGACAUUGUCCUCGUUCCUGAACCAUCUAAUGAUGCUGAUGAUCCGCUCAAUUGGUCGCCUCGGCGGAAGCUGUUGUCGACUAUUUGCGCCACUGGGCUUUCGAUACACACGCUGAAUGAGGGUACUGGAUUUUUCUUUUUGCUUGCGGGGUGGGGACUGCUAUUCUGGCAGCCAUUUGCAUUGCAGUAUGGGAAGCGGGUGACGUUUCUGGUUUCGUUGAUUGGAGUUAUAGGUUACAGGAUACUAACGAACAGGCCAUUUGUGAAAAACAACGGACAGUGGAUAGGGCGAAGCAUAUUAGCGGGCUUCUUUACAGCCCCAAUUGAAGCCCUCCCAGAGGUCGCCGUGACCGACGUGUACUUCACACACGAGCGCGGGACCUACAUGGGUCUCUAUGCCUUCUUCUUAGCCGGAAGCAACUACUUUGCGCCUGUGAUCUGUGGCUUCAUCGCCGAGCACCACGGAUGGAAAUGGGUCUUCUACUGGCCGGCGAUCUUCUGCGGCUGUGCGUUUGUGUUUCUGUUCUUCUUCAUGGAGGAGACCAACUAUGUGCGCCAGAUGGAGACACCGGAGGAUGUUCCAGAGGAACUUCCCGCUGAACCAGAGCCGACCGAAAAAGAGAAACCCGCCCCUGUUGACACGACGCAGGGUGAUGCGGAACGAGGAGUAGUGUAUAACAAGAGAACCUACCGCCGGAAGCUCUCUGUGAUAGGAGCCAAACAACCGAGAAACAACAUGUUCCGGCGGUUCUACCAGACGCUGUAUUACUUGAGUUGGCCGGUGGUUUUUUACGCGGGAUCCCUCUUCACCGGCCGCUUCAGCGACUGGCUCACCAUCCGCCUGGCCCGCCGCAACAACGGAAUCAUGGAAGCAGAGCACCGUCUUUGGCCUUUUGCAGCCUGUCUACUCCUCGUUCCCGGGUCUUUACUCCUGUGGGGUGUAGGGGCAGCGCACGAAGUGCACUGGUUUGGGUUAUUAGUGGCCAUGUGUGUGUUGGCACUGACCAACACGUGUGGCGUGACUCUGAGCGUGAAUUAUUUGGUAGACAGCUACCGGGAGCUCAGUGGAGACGCCAUGUCGAGUAUUAUCUUGGUUCGCAACACCAUGUCCUUUGCUGUUGGCUAUGGGAUCACGCCGUGGAUCGAAAACCUCGGGUACCAGGACUGUUUUAUAUCGGCCGCAUUUAUCGGCCUAGCCUGUUCGGCUGUCUUCCUCGUCAUGAUCAAAUGGGGCAAAGAAUGUCGGAUUCGCAGCCGCGAGAAAUACUGGGCGAUAGUAAAAGAGAACCAAGCGAAAGGAAUGGGCCAUUGA